UAAUUGGCUUAGUUUACAAAGAAGUUUAGCGCUGUGCGGUAAUGCUACACAGAGGACACAAUGGCAAACAGCAACGGCAUAGCAAAAAAUCGUCGGUUCGAAGAUGAAGAGUCGGGAUUUGGCGUGCGACACUGGCAGAUGCUACUGAUCUUCUGUGGCCUAACAGUGGGCUUUACGAUGCGUGUCAAUCUUUCCGUAGCUGUUGUGGCCAUGACCAAUGCCACGACAAUAAAUCCCGAUUUUCCUGAAUACCCCCUGUCGGAGAAGACAAAGUCAUAUGUAUUGAGCAGCUUCUUUUGGGGCUAUGUGAUGACGCAGGUGCCCGCUGGCACCUUGGCACGUCGCUUUGGCGGCAAGGUAACCCUGUUGACCGGCGUUUCGAUUUGCUCCGUGAUGACCUUGUUGACACCGCUUUGCGCUCGCUUAGGCGGUUGGUCGUUGAUUUGUGGCUUGCGCCUGGUUGAGGGCAUGUGUCAGGGCGUUUUCUUUCCCUCAUGCCACACGAUUAUAGCUAAAUGGCUGCCGCCAAGGGAGCGAGGCACGUUGGCCACGUAUGCCUAUACUGGGAGUCAAUUCGGUACGAUUCUCAUGCUGGUCACGAGUGGAUUGCUUGCGUCCUCUGUGGCUGGCUGGCCGAGCAUCUUCUAUGUCUCAGGCGGCUGCGGCAUCGUUUGGGUUUGCGUCUACUACAUUUGGGGUGCCAGUUCGCCAAACGACUCCAAGAGUAUCACAGCUGAGGAAUUCAAUAUGAUUGAAUUGGAGCAGUCUAAGGAGCGGACGUCUAAUGCGAAGCUGCCAAGCCAUCGGCAGGCGACGCCCUGGUUGAGUUUCUUGACCUCGGGACCAUUUCUGGCCCUCACCGCUACGCACUGUGUCUCGGCUUGGGGCUAUUGGACGCUGCUAACUCAAAUACCCAGCUACAUGAAUAAUGUUCUGGGCAAGGAUAUCAAAUCGAAUGCUCUGCUCUCCGCCCUGCCAUAUGUGGCCAACUUUGUGCUCAGCUUCCCAUUUGUCUGGAUAUCCAAGUGCAUGGAGAAAAGGGAAUCGAUAUCGCUUUCCUUCAAUCGGAAGUUCUUCAAUACGAUUGGUCAAUAUGUUCCCAUGUGCUUGCUAGUGGCUUUGGGCUAUGUGACCAAGGAACAGGACUUUUUGGCCGUGAUCCUGCUGACAUUUACAGUGGGCAUCAAUACGGCCUGCCAUCUGGGCUUUCAAGUCAACCACAUCGAUCUGUCGCCCAACUUUGCUGGCACUCUGAUGGGCAUCAGCAAUGCUUUGGCCAGCAUAAUGAGUCUCAGUGCCCCACUCUUAGUGGGUGUUCUCGUUACCGAUAAGCACGACGCGGGACAGUGGCGCUUUGUCUUCUUUGUGGCCGCUGGCUUUUAUCUGCUGGGCAAUGGACUUUUCAUUCUUUUCGGACGUGCUGAAGUGCAGCCCUGGAAUGACCCGCCCGCUAAAUUUGAACAUAGCUCCAUACCGCAGAUGGAAUCACAGAAAUCUGAUCACAGUGAUAAAUGAUAACAUUUUCGGAAUAGCGAAAUAGGCCCAAGUUGACUCUAGAUCGUAACCGUACUUAGUCUUAAUCUUCAUUAAAUCUAUUUAUAGAACCCCAGCUGAGUUUGUAAUCUACUUCACAUAAUUCAUAUUCUCUACUGUAUUUAGUUCAAGUCUAUGUUAUAUAUGCCUAUCUUAAUUGCUUAAGAUAUUAUAAAUAAAAACAAGUAA
This is a messenger RNA of Drosophila hydei, 1722 nucleotides long. Its product is annotated as putative inorganic phosphate cotransporter. The transcript has 4 exons. Bases 61 to 1515 code for a protein of 484 amino acids. Gene Ontology annotation, biological process: monoatomic anion transport; transmembrane transport. The record is from RefSeq and is a predicted model, not a curated record. NCBI's taxonomy places the organism in Eukaryota, Metazoa, Arthropoda, Insecta, Diptera, Drosophilidae. Gene Ontology annotation, cellular component: plasma membrane. Gene Ontology annotation, molecular function: transmembrane transporter activity.